This is a messenger RNA of Myzus persicae (green peach aphid), 2334 nucleotides long. Its product is annotated as UDP-glucuronosyltransferase 2B2-like. Bases 71 to 1621 code for a protein of 516 amino acids. Gene Ontology annotation, molecular function: UDP-glycosyltransferase activity. Lineage: Eukaryota; Metazoa; Arthropoda; Insecta; Hemiptera; Aphididae. The record is from RefSeq and is a predicted model, not a curated record. The transcript is spliced from 5 exons.
AAUAUAAUAAAUCUCAACUGUAUUGUACAUUUUAUAGUGUCAACUAUCAAAGUACGGCGAGCAUACAAUUAUGGCAACAUUAAUUAAGAUAUUGUUAAUUACAUUUUAUUGUUGCUGGGCUACAUUGUAUUUUAAACCAGUAGAUGGUGAACGAAUUUUGGCUCUUAGUCCAAUAGCUGGAAAGAGUCAUUGGAACUUUAUGGAAGGAAUACUUCGUGCAUUAACAGACCACGGCCAUCAAGUAACAGUUUUGACACCAUUUCCUAAUGGUGACCGAGAAAAUUACACAGAAAUAGAUUUAUCUAAAGAAGUUAGAUCAUUGGUACGGUUGAACAUUGACGAUGUGCAUAAAGAAUUUACGGCAUAUAUCGAUUUAGUAAAUUUUAUUAAUGCUUAUAGCCGAGACACUUGUAAGAUAUUAAGUGAAAAUAAUUUCAUUAAGAGCAUAUCAACCGAAUCAAAAUUAAAUUUUGAUGUCAUUAUCAUUGAGUUAAUGGGAUCGGAAUGCGUUUCAUACUUAUCUGCAAAAUUUGACGUACCAUUAAUAUACGUCACACCACCACCUUUAAUAUCAUACUUGGAACGUUCUGUCUUAGGACAUUACCCAAACCCAGCUGUCGUAUCCCAUGUAUUGGCUGAUCACAGCAUUCCUAAAACAAUGAUUGAACGGUUUACAAACACUAUGUUGUUAUUUUUUACAACAUGUUGGCUUCAGUUUAUAAGUUGGUUGUCAAGAAUAGUCGAAAAAGAGUCUUUUGAUCUGUUUGAACUCGUUAAACCUUCCAUAGUAUUUAGUAACUCACAUUUUAUUACUGAUGCCCCAAGACCUAUGCCACCGAGUGUCAUUCAAGUUGGUGGUAUACAUCUCAAACCACCAAAAAAAAUACCUGAUGAUAUUUUAGAAUUCAUCGAAAACUCGCCACAUGGAGUUAUUGUUUUUACUUUAGGUUCAGUCGUGGCAGUAUCUUCGAUACCGGAAACUGUUAGAAACGAUAUUAUAAAAGUAUUAAGUCAAGUUCCUCAAAGAGUGUUGAUGAAAUAUGAAGAUGAAAUGAUGAUUGACAUACCAGAGAAUAUUAUGAUAAAGAAAUGGUUCCCUCAACGAGAUAUACUUUUGCAUCCAAAUGUAAAAUUAUUUAUUAGUCACGGAGGAAUAUCUGGGGUGUACGAGGCUGUGGAUGCCGGUGUUCCGGUUCUUGGAUUUCCAGUAUUUUUUGAUCAACCAAGAAAUUUACAAAAUUUAGUUAACGCGGGGAUGGCAAUUUUAAUGAAUCUCAAUUCUGUGUGUGAAGACACAUUUAUGAAGGCUGUUUUAGAGCUCGUUAACAACAAAAAGUACAUGCAGAAUGCUAAAAUAGCUUCUGAUCGUUUUAAAGACCGUCCGUUGACACCGUCAAAAGCCAUUGAUUAUUGGACGAGAUACGUUGUUCGUCAUAAAGGUGCUCCUCACUUAAAAUCUCAAGCAUUUAAUUUGAAAUGGUAUCAAUAUUUUUUACUGGACGUCAUUGCUGUUUUUAUAUUAGUUAUUUUAUUAGUUGCUUACAUUAUGUAUAAAACGCUUUAUUUGUUUAAAAAAUCGGUAUUUAAAUCAAGUGCAAAAUCAAAAUCGAAGUCUGAGUAAACUUUUGUUUAAAAAUGUUUUUGUUAUAACGAAUAAAAACAAUCCAUUCACACAUUAGUACAAUGAGUUAUAUUUUGGGUAGAAGCCUGUUCUUAUAAAAUUUAAAUUUAUUAAUACACUUAAACUUUAUUAAUUAAUUAAUUAGUUAGCUUUAGAGUUAAAUUUCAUGUGGAAUCGGUUAUAGUAAGGUAUUGGUAUACAUUUUUAAACCUUUACGUAAAAUUUGGUUAGUCACAUACCAGGAGCAAUAAAUGAAAAAUGAAUUAUUAUUUAGUAUUUAAAUUUUUGAUUCUGAUUCGAUUGAUGAAUGUGGUACAAUAUCUGUUUUUUUAAAUUCUUUUUAUUGUUUAUGUCUGCAGACAUUUUUUAUAUUGAACAAGAUAUAUUUGAACUUUGACAUUCGACUUUGAGGAUGACCAAACCAUCUCAAUUAAGAUGAGGCAAACAAAACCUAAAUAAUUAAAGUCAUAAACAUAAAUAAUAAUGUAGUAGGUAACUCUGAAGUAAUAACUAACAUUGAACAAGCAUUUCACAUAAAAGUCAUGUAAUUGAAUCCAAAACAAAAAAAAAACAUACAACUAUACAACGGAUUAUCAAAACCAAAACUGUUUGUUCCAUACAAAUAAUUAUUAUAAAUACCACCAAAUCAUCAGAUCAAGACAACUAAGAUUUCCACGGCUUCUAACCAUUAUCAAAAAUAACUCCAAGUAUAA